Molecule: messenger RNA, 2140 nt
Organism: Seminavis robusta
Lineage: Eukaryota; Bacillariophyta; Bacillariophyceae; Naviculales; Naviculaceae
Source: the annotation of a GenBank genome assembly
UGAAAGACGGUUUCAAAGCGAUUGGUUUCUUGUUUGGUGCGUUCGUGAUACUGAUCGUAGACGGCCUUUCCGUGGUUGUGUGUCUGAUCCCGUGCCCAAACGACCAGUUUCUGUUUCAUUGGCGGACUAUUGAUAAUUUUGGAGCCCGUGGGGGCAUAUACCAAUGGCAAAGAAUCUUGGUGUUCUGCGAGCAGCUUUUGUUGCAUGUAUUCUGGAACCCGCCAAUCUAGUCCACCUCGAGGUGGCAAUAAGAAUUCUUCCAGUGGAAAGGGCCGUUGCCAGUAAAUGAGAAGGAUUCGUUUUUGCUGAUAAGCCAUGAGCAAUUGGUACGGAAGAGAUUGGAGUCGAUCGGAUGUUCCUCCACAAAUUUCGCUAUGGAGGCAUCUCAUAAUGAGAAAUUUGAAGCGACCCUUGUUCCAAUUCUGAGCACAAUAACUUCACCACCACCAUGAUGAGACGGUUCAUCAUCAUCCAUCAAGCAACAACAGCGGCAGUGUUCCUGUCUGUCCUAUUACUAAUAACGACAACACCACAAGUAGUUCAAGCCCAAUUUCCAUUCGACGAGACCAAUGUUCGAACGUACGAUGGUUCCGAUCGACUGCCCGUGGACAACUACGGCAAAGCCCACGAGAGUCUCGCCCGCCUGGUCCCUGCAUUUUACCCCGACGACACGGGCGAAACCAUUGAAUCCACGUUCAAUCCCCGCGAUGUCAGCAACACGGUCUGUGCUCAGGAUGUGACCACCUUGAGCGAUCGGGGUCUGUCGGCCAUGGUCUGGCAAUUUGGACAACUCCUCGAUCACGACAUUGGAUUGACCGAAGGCGGCGCCGCCUUUGGAGAUGCCUCGGUCAGUUGUAACGACCAAGAUGACAUGUUCCGACAAGCCGGAUGUGACAGAGUCCAAUUCUCGCGUUCGGAAUUCACCAUGGUCGACAGCAAACGCGAACAACCCAACAUGAUUACCGCCUUUAUCGAUGCCUCUUUUGUCUAUGGCAGUGAUGCCACUCGCGCCACUCGAUUGCGCACGGGAACCAAUGGCAAAAUGCAAAUGACAAGUACCACCAAAUCACGCGACUUGUUAAUGUUCAAUUAUGCCAACAAUCCACUGCCCAAUGCCGGAGGGAAUUCCACUACGCUCUUUGUGGCGGGAGAUAUUCGAGCCAAUGAACAGGUUGGAUUGACCAGUAUGCAUACACUAUUUGUCAGAGAACACAAUCGAUUGGCUGACUUGAUCCAAGCCACAUGGAGCGAUGCCACGGACGAACAAAUCUAUCAAUUGGCGAGGAAAAUUGUGGGAGCUGAAAUGCAGAUCAUCACCUACAAAGAGUGGCUACCAGCUCUCAUGGGGAGCGAUGCCCCUUCGCUGGAUGAUCAUUCCUUUAGCAGGUCGGUCGAUCCACGCAUGCUGACCGAGUUCACCACGGCCAUUUUUCGAUUUGGACAUUCACUCCUACAACCCACACUCACAUUGGGAUACACCAAGACAGCCACCAGUAGUCUUCCACUGCGCAGCGCCUUCUUUAACCCAUCGUUCUUGUCCAAUACCCCGGAAAAUGUAGAUCUACUCUUGGGAGGACUCUUGAUGGAUCGAGCCCAAGAGCUGGAUAUUUUUGUCACUUCUGAAGUGCGGAACUUUUUGUUUGCGAUUGAUGCCGACACCCCAGCCUGUCUGGAUCUCGCUACGCUCAAUAUCCAGAGAGGAAGGGACCAUGGUCUUCCAACUUACAACAUGCUGCGGGAAGCAGUUGGUCUGAGUGCCAUGGCUGAUUUCGCCAGCAUUACCAAAGAUACUUACGUACAAGCGCUCUUACAUGCCGCUUACGGAGGAGACGUCAACAUGGUCGAUGCCUGGGUAGGAGCUCUCGCAGAAGAUCAUCGGUCAGGAUCCUCCAUGGGAGAGCUCGCCACGACGAUGAUGCAGAUUCAAUUUACUCGACUCCGUGAUGGUGAUCCAUUCUUUUUCAAAGGUGAUUUAGAUUUUACCAAUGGCAACAUGCAACGCAUUUUUGAUCCCAACAGCUUUUCCUUUGCCAAACUGCUGCGAGACAACACCGACAUUCCCAGUGUUGCGGAUAAUGUCUUUAUCAUCACAUCCGAUGAUUCCUGCGGCUUGGGGUAUCUCGAUGUGGAUGUGUCGUGA